AUGGUGAAGGUGCUGACGUCUCCGAAAAAUAAUGGCACUGAUCUAGACGAUUUUGCUAAAGAUAUAAUGGAUUCAAUGCCGGGAGUAUUUAGUGUCUCCAGCAUUUUGCGUGCGGUCAAGAUUGUGAUAUUAUGUAGCAAAGAGAAAGAUCCUUCUAUACUGGAAAGACUUAGCGCGUUACCCAACGUCAAAUAUGCGGAGUGGGACGCCGAGGUUCAUAUGUGUUAA
This is a messenger RNA of Gregarina niphandrodes, 228 nucleotides long. RefSeq lists its product as hypothetical. The transcript has 2 exons. NCBI's taxonomy places the organism in Eukaryota, Apicomplexa, Conoidasida, Eugregarinorida, Gregarinidae. The coding region runs from base 1 to 228 and encodes 75 amino acids. The record is from RefSeq and is a predicted model, not a curated record.